Molecule: messenger RNA, 3018 nt
Organism: Cannabis sativa
Lineage: Eukaryota; Viridiplantae; Streptophyta; Magnoliopsida; Rosales; Cannabaceae
Exons: 3
Coding region: 2245-3018 (257 amino acids)
Source: RefSeq, a predicted model, not a curated record
UUCAACCGAACCGAACGCCUAUUUUGGUGGAAUGGGAAUCGCUCCACUUCGGUUCAAUGCGAUAUUUUGCUUGGGUUUAAACACGAUAGAAAUUAGGUUUUAAACUCUAUUUUCGUUCACCCAAAACAGAGAACCAACGAGAGAGAGAGAGAGAGCACGUAUACGGCGUAUACGGUACCGAAAAUUUUCGUUUCUUCAAGCGGAGUGAAACCUGGGUGAACGUGGGGGUUUGGGAUCACUUAUAUACGACCUAAGGAAGCUUUUUAACGUGGUAUAAGGGGCGGAAGUCGUCGUUUUAAGAUUCGCCAUUUUUGAAGCUUCAAAGGUGCGGCUUAGUUACGGACUCGAAUUCGAACGUGUUUAAGCUUGUUCUUGGGUCAAGGGAGGUUAUAUUUGAGUGCAUGGGACCCUAAGGAUUGUUUUUGACGUAAGAAAACGAAGCUUUAACGUCCAAAACGAAAAUCCAAAAUUUUGACUCCAUUAAAGGCGGUACACCGCCAACGAAGAAGACAACCCCGAUCUGCCUUCUCGGACCACUUUUCUUGAUCGUUUUGAGGUCCUGAGCAUUGUGGAGAGCUUCCCAAUUCGAAAGGACGCUUCAAGAGCCAUCGGAGACAAAGUUACACUUUACCGGCGACGAAACCGACGAGAACUCCGGCGACACUCCGUUCAGGGGUUUCUGGAGGUUAUUUUUCGAUUUUCUUUCAGUUCUUGACUUGUGCUAGGUGUUCUUAGGCCUACUAUGAAGUUUGAUAAUUUUCUUGCAAUUAUUUGAUUUAUUAUGAAUUAUUUGGUUUAUUUGUUAAAUUAAUUAUGAAAAAUACUUAGAUUACUCAGAAAAAUCUAAAUAUAUUUUAUAUGAUUAGUUAUGAGAUAUAAACUAUUGCAAAAUUGGUAGAUUCGAAUUUCGGUUAAUUUUGUAUUUUUCAUGAAUUAUUUGUGUUAUUUAUUAAAUUAAUUAUGAAAAAUACUUAGGGUGCUCAGAAAAAUCUAGAUUUAUUUUAUAUGAUGGACUAUGAUAUAUAAACGGUUAUAAAAUUGGUAGAUUGAAUUUUCAGGCGAUUAUGUAUUUUUCAUGAAUUAUUGAUGUUAUUUCUUAUUUUAAUUAUGAAAAAUACCUAGGUUGCUUAGAAAAUUCAAAGAAAAUUAAUUAUGACUUAUUACAGAUUAUAAAGUGUAUUAGAAGAGUUAGAUUCGGUUUUUAAUUAAUUUUGGUAUUUUUCAUGAAUUUACUUAAUUAAUGCUUAAGUUAAUUAUGAAAAAUAGAUAAGUGUAGUUAAAAUAGUAAAAUGUAUUUUUGAAAUACCAUUUACUGUCUAUGAUAUCAAAAGGAAUAUGUUUUAUUAUUUAUUGGUUGCUGUAGGUAUUUAUUAUAAUUAUUGGUGAUUAAUUAACUAUUUAUUUGGACUUUAAUAAGAAUAAAUAGUAUUUUAGUAAAUUUUACGUAAAAAUGUGUUGUAUGAAUUCAUGUUUUACGUUAAGAAUGUUUGUUUGAGUCCAUGUAAUAUGUUUGUGUGAAUCAAAAUAAUAAAUGCUUAUGUAUGGUGUGUCAUGCAAGUAAAAUGGACCUAUGUGUUACGUAUUUUUACGUAAGUUUCUGUAUGAGUUUAGAGAUUCAUACUUGAAUGUAUUUUGAGUGUAUUGCUGUGUUAAUGAAUGUCUAGGAUCUUGUUCUCAACAAGGAAAUUCGUUGAGGUGCUCGAGGUAGCAAGUGUGGUCUUAGCAACUGAGGUAAGGGUAAGGCUAAGCAGUGAGAAUGAAGAGCUCGAGGCGUGGACCGCAUGUUAGGGGGCUGGCACAGUAUUUUGCUUUUAAUGUUUUUAACUGCUAAACAUUUUCGAACUAUUAUUUUGACUUAACUAGUUCUUAUUUAAGUUUACAGUACUAAAAGUAUUUUGUUUUAAACAAUGAGAUCUCAUGCUUGGAUAUUUUUCAAUAAAGCAGUAUUUGAUUGUCUUUAUCUUAUUAAAUUGUUUUAUACGGACUAUCCUAUGUGACAUCUCGGGAAAUCGGGGUGUUACAAUAUGGUACCAGAGCAAUACGGUCCUAAAGAAUGUGGUUAGCCCUAACAUGUAAAGUUCACCGCCAUGAGACGAGCUCGACUCACUGUACUGUAAGUGGUUAUUACUUAUAAUUAAGUUGCCUUAAAUUUCUGCAUGCGAGAGGGUAACAUUAUUUUCAUGUAAAAUUGAUGAUCAAAAUGAUCUUGAUGUGUAUUGGUUUGUGUGGUUCAGGAGUUUAGAAAUGCCUCCUAGAAGGUCAGUUAGAGUGGGUCGAGGUCGAGGUCGAGGUCGAGGCCAAGGCCAAGGCCGAGAUGAUGGAGGGAUCAAUGAACCACCUCAAGCACCACAGGGAUGGGAAGAGCGCAUUGCCGCACUGGAAGGAAUCAUUCAUAGGCAGGACGAAGAACUUCGUCAGCUGAGACGUCAACCGGAGCCGCCAGUCCAAAUAAGGCAAGAUGCAGAAAAUAGAGACCCACCAGCUGCAGUGGUAUAUCCUGCUACAGAGGCUAGACAUGAGUUGUUAGCAGAGAGAUUUCGAAAACAACACCCACCUGAGUUUGAGGGAGGCAUAGACCCGGUAGUGGCUGAGGAGUGGAUAAGUCGCAUAGAAAGCAUUUUGCAGAUGCUAAGGGUGGAUGGGAAUGACCGAGUGAAGUGUGCAUCUUACAUGCUGAGGAAAGAUGCUCGUAUCUGGUGGGAGGUGGUGGAACAAACAAAGGAUGUAGAUACCAUGAACUGGGACGAUUUCAAAAGGGUCUUUAAUGAGAAAUUGGCGAAAUUUGCUCCAGAUCUGGUACCUACUGAUAGAGUGCGAGCACAUCGAUUUGUGGAGGGCCUGAAACCAAUGGUUGCUCGAGAUGUGGAAAUUGUGUCAAGGGGUCAAUUCAGUUAUGCUCAAGUUGUCGAAAUGGCUCUUACGGCGGAGCGGAGUGAAAACAAAAUUUGGAAGGAAAAUGCUGCCAGGAGAGAAUCUAAGAAAGGUGGAGCCAAUUCUAAUGACCACACGAAACGGUGA